This is a messenger RNA of Melospiza melodia melodia, 1091 nucleotides long. RefSeq names its product class I histocompatibility antigen, F10 alpha chain-like. The transcript is spliced from 5 exons. Gene Ontology annotation, biological process: immune response. The record is from RefSeq and is a predicted model, not a curated record. Gene Ontology annotation, cellular component: external side of plasma membrane. NCBI's taxonomy places the organism in Eukaryota, Metazoa, Chordata, Aves, Passeriformes, Passerellidae. The coding region runs from base 1 to 1008 and encodes 335 amino acids.
AUGAUCCCCUCAACCCCCCCAAAUAUCUGUGUCCUCCCAGUUCUCCACUCCCUGCGUUACCUGGAAGUUGCAGUGUCAGAGCCCAGCCCAGGGAUCCCCCAGUACAUGUCCACUGCAUACCUGGACGGGAUCCCCCUUUCACGCUAUGACAGCGAGCGGGGCCGGAGGGAGCCACUGACGCAGUGGAUGGAGGACGCAUUCGAGACGGAAUAUUGGGAGACGGAGACCCAGAUCUGCGAGGGAUGGCGGCACGUGGAGGCCAGGAACCUGGAGAUAGCGCGGAAGCAGUACAACCAGAGCAGGGGUCUCCACACACGGCUGUGGAUUUAUGGCUGUGAUCUCCUGUCUGACGGGAGCAUCCGUGGAUCCAGUCGACUCGGCUACGAUGGACGGGAUCAUGUCUUCUUUGACCCGAAAUCUGGGAAAUUCAUACCGGCCGACAGUUCUGCUGAGACCACCAAGAAGCACUGGAAACAGGAAGGGAUUGACGCUGAGCAUUGGAUGAAGUUCCUGAAGCACAAAUGCCCUGAAGUACUCCGUAAAUACGUUGGAUACAGUCAGAAGGAGCUGGAGCGCAACGUGCCCCCUGAUGUCCAUGUGUCUGGAAAAGAGGAACACGGGAUGCUGAUCCUGUCCUGCCACGCGUACGGAUUCUACCCCAACACCAUCGAAGUCAGCUGGAUGAAGGGGGGUGAUAUCUUGGAUCAGGAGAUGGAGCAGGGCAGGAUCGUUCCCAACAGCGACGGCACCUUCCACACCCGGGCCAGAAUCGAGGCGCUGCCGGAGGAGCGGGAGCAGUACCGGUGCAGGGUGGAGCAUCCCGGAAUGCCAGAGCCCGGGAUCUUCACUUGGGAGCCGACAUCUGGUGGGAAUCUCACCAUGGUGGUCGCUGUGUCCAUCAUCACUGUCAUCCUCAUGCUCAUUGUCCUCAUCGGAUUCGGCGUCUGGGAGCUCCAAUCCGGGAGGAGGGACAGGAAUGGAUACAACCCGGCAGCCGGUGGGUUCUAGUGGUGGAUACAGCUCUAGAUCCCCUUUGUGCAGAUCCAGGAUGGAUCCUGGGGUUAAUCCUGAUGUGUUAUCUGUGCUGGAAU